Molecule: messenger RNA, 3145 nt
Organism: Nycticebus coucang (slow loris)
Lineage: Eukaryota; Metazoa; Chordata; Mammalia; Primates; Lorisidae
Gene: TMEM38A
Product: transmembrane protein 38A
Exons: 6
Coding region: 916-1827 (303 amino acids)
Biological process (GO): potassium ion transmembrane transport
Cellular component (GO): membrane
Molecular function (GO): identical protein binding; potassium channel activity
Source: RefSeq, a predicted model, not a curated record
GAAGAAAGGACGGACACCUGACACCCCUCACCGGGUGGAGCCUCCCAGGGAAGGGAUUGGGUCACAUGUGGGAAGCGUGCUACGCAUGCGUAAAGUCUAGCUUCCGGCAGGAUUACUCUGGCAGCGAUUCCCUCUUUCUUGCUGGGCUACCGAAUUGGGUUUCCGGAGAAACCCUCUAACCUCUGAACUGCGUAAGAGGCGAGGUCCUGACACAGAGGGCACCCACAACACGGCGCCUCAUCUGGGCUGCAGAAGGGGUCUUUCUGGGCGCCACGGGAGUCGGGGAUCCCCACAGAGCGAGCAGUCCCCAUGGGGGUGGGGGUCGUGUCGGGGUCCUGACUCGUGAAGCCCCACGGUGGACGUAGGUCCUGACUGAACGGACCUUAGGGUCAAGAAGGUCUUGACGAGACUCCAUAGAGGACUGGGGGUCCUAACCGACCUCCACCAGGGAUGGGGAUUCUGACUGAUGGUGUCCCACCAGAGAGUAAGGGUCCUGACUAGAUUCCACAGAGGACGGAUAUCCUAAUUGGGCCCCAAGGGUGACAAAGUCCUGGCUGAUCCUGCCUUGCAGGGACUGGUAUCCCGCCUUUGAGCUCCGUGGGGGACCCCCCUGGUGGACAGCCCAUCUGUCCCUCUCGCCUUCCUCCAGGGCCCCGCAACCCCUUUUGCUGCACUGAAUGGGGUCAUGGAGUCCCAAGGGGUAGAGAAUGGGAUUCGCGACAGUCCAGCACCAUGGGACUGGACCGCCCCACCACUGAUGCCGGGUUGGACUGUCGCCCCUCCUCUCCUGCGAGGGCCGGGUCUGGGGUGGCGCCUGGCGGGCGGAGGCGGGCCCACCGGCGGGGGCGCAGUAGCGGGGCCUUGGGGCUGCAGGACGGACCGGGUCUGUGCCCGGGUUAGUACCCGGUGGACACCAUGGACCUGCUCUCGGCUCUGAGCCUGGGCGAACUGGCGCUCAGCUUCUCACGGGUGCCGCUCUUCCCAGUCUUCGACCUCAGCUACUUCAUCGUUUCCAUUCUCUACCUCAAAUAUGAGCCAGGUGCAGUCGAGCUGUCCCAGCGCCACCCCCUGGCGUCCUGGCUGUGUGCUAUGCUGCAUUGUUUUGGGAGUUACAUCCUGGCUGAUCUGCUCCUCGGAGAGCCCCUGAUCGACUAUUUCAGCAACAACUCCAGCAUCCUGUUGGCCUCUGCUAUCUGGUACUUGAUUUUCUUCUGUCCCCUGGACCUAUUCUACAAGUGUGUCUGCUUCCUGCCUGUCAAACUUAUCUUCGUGGCCAUGAAGGAGGUGGUGAGAGUCCGCAAGAUCGCAGUGGGCAUCCACCACGCACAUCACCACUACCACCAGGGGUGGUUCGUCAUGAUUGCAACUGGGUGGGUCAAAGGUUCUGGCGUUGCCCUCAUGUCCAACUUUGAGCAGCUACUCCGAGGGGUCUGGAAGCCCGAGAAGAAUGAGAUCCUGCACAUGUCCUUCCCAACCAAGGCCAGCCUGUAUGGAGCCAUCCUCUUUACCCUUCAGCAGACCCGCUGGCUCCCAGUGUCUAAAGCCACUCUCAUCUUCAUCUUCACCAUGUUCAUGGUAUCCUGUAAGGUAUUCUUAACAGCCACUCACUCUCACAGCUCACCUUUUGAUGUCCUGGAGGGCUACAUCUGUCCUGUGCUGUUUGGGGCAGCCUGCGGGAGUGACUAUCACCAUGACAACCAUGGGGGGUCCCAUGGUGGUUCCCACAGCAGUGGUGGGCUGGGCGCCCAGCAUUCAGCCAUGCCUGCCAAGUCCAGGGAGGAGCUGAGUGAGGGCACCAGAAAGAAGAAGACCAAGAAAGCAGAUUAGGGGCUGACCUGGGGAGAGGAACCUGACCCAGGACUUUCUGAACUGUGAGGCAUCCUGGGCUCAGAUAUACCCUUUCCUGAUCUUUAUGUCCUCAUCUGAGAGAUGGGGCCAUCAGUCACCCUCCAGGGAUGAUGUGGGAGUUAAAUGAGAUAUAGGUAUGAAGGACUUUUGGAGGAAUCGAGGGCCCCAUUCUCUCUGCCAGGUCCCCAUAAAGUUUUUAAGGGGCACGAGCCAGCACACAGAAUCUCAGCAGCUCCAGCCAAAAACCCCAGCAGUUAGAUUCUUGGUUCUAUUUUUCCUUCUCUAAAAUCGCACCUUGACUCCAAAAGGAUCCUAAGCCAUGUUGAGACUCAUUCAUCUGAUGGACAUUUCCUAAGUACCUGCUAUGAGCCCAGUGCUGUGAUUUUGAAGUCUCUUCUUACCCACACUCCUCUAGACUUUGUCCGGUGCCCAAAAUGUUAUAACUCCUGCUGGACGUCCCUGGGCAAGUUACCUCCCUCCUCUGAGCUUCCUGUUCCCCUCUGUAUAGUGGAAACCCUUGGCCCUCCUUGGUAUGGAAGGGCUAAUUUAAAGCUAGAUGUGAAGAAGUCUUGUAAGCUUGUAAGCAAACAUCGUGCAGUCUAGAGGAGAUGCCAGGAUGGUUGUAAAUUCUGAUUGAAAAUGGCUUUGCACUUUAGAUCAUUUGUGUUUGUGGAUCAGAGAACCUCACAAGUUGGCCAGCACAAAGGAGGCCCUCAGUAGACAUGUCUAGGGCAGUCUGCAAAGAUCAUAGUGUGCAUAGGCUUGUUCUGUUAUGUUGGCUUCAAGCUGCCUCUAAACAAAGAAAUUUAGCCAGCUGGACAGUGUUUCCAAGAGCCAGCUUUAUCAAGGGGCUCCAAGCACUCACAGUGGGGACCUGAAAGUAUCAGGCCUCCCUCAUGUAGGAGUCCAUUGUCACUCAUUCAGUCAUUCAACAAACAUUGAUAACCUAUCUACUCUGAGUUGAGCCUUGUGCUGUCGCUGCUGAGCAGGCUGGGAACUUCCUUCAGGGUAAGGGGGAUGAUGGCUGAAGGGUCCCUCCUGGCCACCUCACCUCAGUGUAGGUGGCCAGGAUGUCCUAGAGGGUAGAUGUGGUGGGCAUGGUGAAUCUCAGGUGAGAUUUGGACCCAGACCAAGUUCGGGUCCCAAGUGUUGCCCAGAUUGAGAAAGUGCCUUGUUCCAAUGAUACCUGGGAGUUGGGUGGGUCCUGAGGUGAUAAGGCCCCCAGUUUCAUCUUCUUGCAUGUCCAUCAGAGCUUGGCGUGAGGUAUCAGCUAAUAAAUCAUUGUGACUGAACUCUU